AUGGCGGGAUCAAAUGAUCUGGAGGCCAACAACAGGAUGUCGCGUGGGUCUGAGGCUGUCGACAAUGGAUUCUCAGAAAAGCCUCUAAACCAGGGAACAGGUUCAGGAAUACACGCCUCCGUCUACAUAAUAACAUGGAUUUUCUUUUCCAAUACCACGAUUCUCUUCAACAAGUGGCUAAUCGACACUGCUGGAUUCCGAUAUCCUAUCAUCCUCACAACAUGGCAUCUUGUCUUUGCAACAAUAGCAACGCAGCUACUUGCUCGUACUACUUCUCUUCUCGAUUCACGCCACUCACUCCCAAUCACUCGACGACUCUACAUAAGGACCAUCCUCCCCAUCGGCGUCCUCUACUCGGCUUCGCUCGUCUUCUCCAACAUCGUGUACCUCUACUUGUCUGUUGCGUUUAUUCAGAUGCUCAAAUCUACCGGCCCUGUCUGCACUCUCGUGGCUUCGUGGGUGUGGGGUGUCGCUCAGCCGGAUAGUAAGACAUUUGGCAACAUCAUGCUCAUUGUUGCUGGUGUCGCCAUUUCAAGUUUUGGAGAGAUCGAGUUCUCCUGGUGGGGGUUUCUCUUUCAGAUGUGCGGCACCAUUGCAGAAGCCGUGCGUGUUGUCAUGAUCCAGGUCAUGCUCAGCGCUGAGGGUCUCCGUAUGGAUCCUCUUGUCGGCCUCUACUAUUACGCACCUGUCUGCACCCUUAUGAACAUGUUCGUUGUCUUGUUUAGUGAAGGCCCCCGAUUUAAAUGGGAAGAUGCAGCUCAAGCCGGGUAUGGCGUACUGCUUGCCAAUGCUUGCCUUGCAUUCUUCUUGAAUGUCAUCAGCGUUUUCCUUAUCGGUAAAACAUCAGGACUUGUCAUGACUCUGAGUGGUAUUCUUAAGAGCAUCCUUCUCGUGGCUGCUUCUGUUGUGCUUUGGGGUACUCACAUCUCCCUUACACAAACACUGGGAUACGCCGUUGCCCUCAUGGGUCUUGUUCUAUAUUCGAUCGGUUACGAACAACUUCUCAACAUGUGGGAAGAAGCGGUUGCAUGGGGUACCGGUUCCCUCAAUCGAGAGGGCGAGAUGUCUCCUACUUUACGCAAAGGCAUCAUGAUUGGAUGUUUGGGUUUCAUCACUGUGAUAAUUGCUGGCGCGUUAUGGCAUUAUCAUGGGCUAUCUAGCGAGCAUGUAACUCGGGUGACCUCGUCGUGGUUUGCCCAUUGA
Molecule: messenger RNA, 1203 nt
Organism: Fusarium musae
Lineage: Eukaryota; Fungi; Ascomycota; Sordariomycetes; Hypocreales; Nectriaceae
Exons: 5
Coding region: 1-1203 (400 amino acids)
Cellular component (GO): Golgi apparatus; trans-Golgi network; endosome
Molecular function (GO): antiporter activity
Source: RefSeq, a predicted model, not a curated record